This is a messenger RNA of Corythoichthys intestinalis (scribbled pipefish), 2311 nucleotides long. Its product is annotated as alkaline phosphatase-like. The transcript is spliced from 11 exons. Lineage: Eukaryota; Metazoa; Chordata; Actinopteri; Syngnathiformes; Syngnathidae. Gene Ontology annotation, cellular component: plasma membrane. The record is from RefSeq and is a predicted model, not a curated record. Gene Ontology annotation, biological process: dephosphorylation. The coding region runs from base 48 to 1661 and encodes 537 amino acids. Gene Ontology annotation, molecular function: alkaline phosphatase activity.
CUCUGAAAACCGGUCGUGUCCAACCUCCUGUUCACAUCACACCAGGGAUGCAGAUGCCACAUUGCCGGCCUCAGAAUCUCCCACUGAUUCUUCUGGGAACUAUGUUGCUGGCAAGAAAUUGGACUACUGUGAAGAGCCAAGUCCUGUACGAGCAUGAAAGAGAACCAGCCUACUGGGAUGCCAAGGCCAAGGAGACACUGGAUGCUGCGUUGAAACUCCGCCCUCUGGAGCACCAGGCCAAAAACAUCAUCUUGUUCCUUGGAGAUGGGAUGGGUGUGUCCACUGUGUCAGCCGCUCGGAUUCUUGAAGGUCAAAUGGAAGGCAAUGCAGGGGAGGAGACAGUACUGGCAAUGGACACUUUUCCAUAUGUGGCACUUUCUAAGACAUACAGUGUAGACAAGCAGGUGGCAGACAGUGCUAGCACAGCUACAGCCUACCACUGUGGAGUGAAAGCCAACGCCAAAACCGUUGGACUGAGCGGCAAUGCAGUGGCCUAUGAAUGUAAUACCACUUUUGGCAACGAGGUCUACUCCGUACUGCGACGUGCAAAAGCCAAAGGUAAAUCAGUUGGUAUUGUGACUACAACUCGGGUCCAGCAUGCAUCACCAGCUGCUGCCUAUGCCCACUCAGUCAGCCGUAGCUGGUACAGUGAUGCAGAUCUUCCAAGUAGUGCACGCCAUCAAGGUUGUGUGGACAUCGCCACUCAACUAGUUACCAACGUUGACAUUGAUGUGAUCCUGGGGGGAGGGAGGAUGUAUAUGACACCAAAAGGCACGUCCGACCCUGAGUAUCCAACUUCAAACUCUCGCAAGGGAGACCGCAAAGACCGGAGAAACCUUAUAGACGUCUGGUUAAAAGCUAAACCAAACAAGAGUUCGCACUAUGUUUGGCACAGGAAGGAUUUUGACCAAAUUAACAUUGAAACUACUGACCGGCUCAUGGGUCUGUUUGAGCCAAAGGAUAUGAGGUUUGAGGUUUUCCGAAACACCACCCGUGACCCCUCUAUUGUUGAGAUGACGGAGAAAGCCAUUCAAAUACUGAGCAAGAACCCAAAUGGCUAUUUUCUUUUUGUGGAAGGAGGAAGAAUUGAUCACGGACACCACGAUGGAAUAGCAAAACUUGCACUAACAGAGGCUGUGAUGUUUGACCGAGCAAUUGAACGAGCAUCACAGCUCAGCAGAGAAUCUGAUACAUUAACUGUUGUCACGGCUGACCACUCUCAUGUCUUCACUUUUGGUGGCAACACACCCCGAGGAAAUCCAAUUUUUGGGCUUGCACCAAAAAAAGCAGAUGACCAAAUGCCUUUCACCAGCAUCCUGUACGCAAACGGCCCUGGUUAUGUGCAUAUAAAUGGAACCAGAGGGAACAUCACGAUGGUGGAUUACUAUGAUGAGGAGUACAUGCAGCAAGCCGCUGUCCCUCUUGACGCUGAGACACAUGGUGGGGAAGAUGUGGCUAUUUAUGCCAAAGGCCCCAUGGCUCACCUCUUCCAUGGAGUAAAAGAACAGAAUUAUGUGGCUCAUGUUAUGGCCUACGCUGCCUGUUUGGAACCCUACACCGACUGUCCCCCACAUUCUCAUUCCCAUACAUCCGCUGCAUGUGUGACAACACCCUCAAACCUAAUAUUUGGACUAAUCGGCUUCCUCUGGCUGUCCAGAUGACAUCCAGACACAUACAUUUGCCACACGCAUAAAUGGACACAACUGUUAAUAGUGCAACACAAAGUAUCUUUGCAGUAGGCAUGUUUGGCAAAAAAAAAAAAAAAAAGUAAAUACGUAUAGAGCUCUCCCAUUUUAAAAUCAAGCAACAAUGCAGCCGGUAGUGCAAAUUCACAAACAAGAACAAUCAAAAUAUGUAGGGCCUUAUGUGGGUAUUUCAUGUUGGUAACUAAAAUGUGAUGGGCAGGUUUCUGUCCUAAUCUCAUUUUUAGAUUGUUACACAAUAACUUGAAGGCAACAGGGAAGUUGAAGUUCAUUCUGUAGAAGUUUAUUUUGACACUGAAUGGACUGGACUCUAAACACAGAGCACAUUUUGCCAUGCCAAGCUCUAACACCAGUAGUCCUUAAGAAUUUAUAAUAAUACUGUAUAUCUUUCCAGGUGUUUAGGAUGUUUUGUAUGUAGAGGUGUGAAAUCUGCACCUCAUGGGCACCGCAGUUGAAUUUUCUGUUUGUCCAGGUUGCUGUCACUUACCAGUUUUCAUUGUCCAUGAAUGUAUUUUGUAUGCAAAAUGUUUUUUAUACAGUGUUUUUGUAGACGGUUUGUUAGAAAAAUAAAUAAUAUUAAUGAUGCCUUAUUCAUCAAUAGUGUUAUC